Molecule: messenger RNA, 885 nt
Organism: Lactuca saligna
Lineage: Eukaryota; Viridiplantae; Streptophyta; Magnoliopsida; Asterales; Asteraceae
Source: the annotation of a GenBank genome assembly
AUGGAAAGGAUGAACAACAUCUCAGAUCCAAGACGAUUCUUCUGUAUUCGACUUAAUUUGUCAAGUUCUUACAAUGCUGAUUUUGAUGGAGAUGAAAUGAAUGUUCAUUUACCACAAGAUGAAAUUUCACGUUCUGAAGCUUAUAACAUUGUGAAUGCAAAUAAUCAUGAACAGUUCAAUCAACUUCUUUAUGCUUCUGGUGUUUUUAAUGGAGCGUUAUUAAAUCAUCUGACUAGAGGUUAUACGCCUUGUAUUGUUCAUAACAAGGUGAUUCAGUAUACAACAGAAGGGCUUGAAAGAGCUUUGUGCCUCACUCUUCCAAUCUUCCCGCUUACUGCCUAUAUUGUUGAAAAAUUGGCAUGGCAAAAACGUAUUUCAGACCCUGUUAUAAUCACUUUCCAUAUUCUAACAACAACAACUGCAAUUCUAUAUCCAGUUUUCAUGAUUCUGAGAAACAAAGUAAUCGAAGCAUCACUAGCAGAUGCAAUUUCACAAGGCAUGGAAGCCAAAGCUGCUGCAAAACAAGCCCAAAAAGAUGGAGCCAAAGCUGCAAAAAUGGCACCCCGGAAAGCUAAACGGAUCAUUGGCCCGAUUAUUUCUUCUGGGUGGGAUUUCUUUGAAGCCAUUUAUUAUGGAGGAACUGUAACUGAAGGGUUUCUUAAGGGUACAGGAACAUUCUCUAGGACUUAUUUUGCUGGGAUUGGGCUUAUGGUUUAUGAUAUUGCUAAUGGUGUUUAUUUAUUGCUUGGGAUUGGUCAAUUUGAGGAGAAUGUUUGUAUAAUACUCAUACAGGGGAAUUGUCAAGGAACACAACUUAUCCUAGUGCCAACUUCAGCCAUGAUCAACGUUCAGAACCUCAAUCAAGAAACCAUCAAGAUGGAUUGA